Molecule: messenger RNA, 4632 nt
Organism: Scophthalmus maximus (turbot)
Lineage: Eukaryota; Metazoa; Chordata; Actinopteri; Pleuronectiformes; Scophthalmidae
Product: NACHT, LRR and PYD domains-containing protein 12
Exons: 11
Coding region: 226-3294 (1022 amino acids)
Molecular function (GO): protein binding
Source: RefSeq, a predicted model, not a curated record
ACACACACACACACACACACACACACACACACACACAGGGGGAGGAGCAGAUGAAAUUGAAAGAGUUCAGUGAGUCAGUCUCACCUGACGAGAACAGGAGCAAAAACAGGAAACUGACGCAGUGUGUAGAAAGCUGUGAGCAGCGUCUGGGAGGAAGGUCAAGGGUCAGUCAGUUUCUCCAGCAGCAGAGAAGAGGGAACGACAAGAGACGACGAGGAGACAAACAUGGAGGAACAUGUUGGAGCGUCACCUCUCAGACCAGAGAAGAUGAGUGAUCUGGAGGAAGACGAGGACAGAGCAGAGUCUCCAGUGUUCAGCUGUGUGUCCAUGAAGAGUGACCGGUCCAAAGGUGAAUCUCCAUUCUUCAGUCCUGAACCUGGACCCUCACACUCUGAUGUUGGAGCUUCACCUCUCAGACCAGAGAAGAUGAGUGAUCUGGAGGAAGACGAGGACAGAGCAGAGUCUCCAGUGUUCAGCUGGUUGUCCAUGAAGAGUGACCGGUCCAAAGGUGAAUCUCCAUUCUUCAGUCCUGAACCUGGACCCUCACACUCUGAUGUUGGAGCUUCACCUCUCAGACCAGAGAAGAUGAGUGAUCUGGAGGAAGACGAGGACAGAGCAGAGUCUCCAGUGUUCAGCUGUGUGUCCAUGAAGAGUGACCGGUCCAAAGGUGAAUCUCCAUUCUUCAGUGGUGAACCUGGACCCUCACACUCUGAAGAGAAGAGGAGUCAUGUUUCUGAGGAGAAGCUGCCGUCCUGCUGUGCUUCUUGUCAGGACGUCCUGAAGGAUCCAGUCUCCACCAGCUGUGGACACUGGCUCUGCAGACGCUGCAUCACCUCAUACUGGGACCAGUCGGGUUCACCAGGAGAGUCCUCCUGUCCCCAGUGUGGACAAAGAUCCAGAACAGGACCUGGAGCUCAGACAGCAGCAGAUGGUGGUCUGCAGCAGGUUCUAGAUGAACAUAAGAUCAGUCUGAGGAGGAGAUGUGAACGUGUGACUGAAGGAAGUGAUGACAGAGGAAGUGAAACCUUCCUCAACAGGAUCUUCACUGAGCUCUACAUCACAGAGGGACAGAGUGAAGAGGUCAAUACCCAACAUGAGGUGAGGCAGCUGGAGACGACUUCCAAGAAGAAGACCGUCCAUGAAACUCCCAUCAAGUGCCACGACAUCUUUAAAGUCGGACCCGACCAGCAGAGACGCAUCAGAGUCGUCCUGACGAACGGCGUCGCUGGCGUUGGAAAAACCUUCUCGGUGCAGAAGUUCACUCUGGACUGGGCCGAGGGUUUGGAAAACCAAGACGUCAGUCUGCUGAUUCUGCUUUCGUUCAGGGAGCUGAACCUGAUCAGAGACCAGCAGCACAGUCUUCUCACGCUGCUCCACGUUUUCCAUCCAUCAUUACAGAAGGUCACAGAGGAGAAGCUCGCUGUCUGUAGACUGUUGUUCAUCUUUGAUGGCCUGGAUGAAAGCCGACUUUCUCUGGAUUUCAACCACAGGGAGGUUGUGUCUGGUGUCACACAGAGCUCAUCAGUCAACGAGCUGCUGACGAACCUCAUCCAGGGGAAUCUGCUUCCCUACGCUCUCGUCUGGAUAACCUCCCGACCUGCGGCGGCCAAUCAGAUCCCUCUUACUUGCGUUGACAGGGUGACAGAGGUACGAGGCUUCACCGACGCCCAGAAGGAGGAGUACUUCAGGAGAAGGUUCAGUGAUGAAGAGCUGUCCAGCAGAAUCAUCUCACACGUGAAGACGUCCAGGAGCCUCCACAUCAUGUGUCAAAUCCCAGUCUUCUGCUGGAUCAGUGCUACAGUUCUGGAGCACAUGUUGACCACAGACCAGAGAGAAGAGCUGCCCAAGACCCUGACUGACCUGUACUCACACUUCCUGCUGGUUCAGACACAGAGGAAGAAGAACAAGUAUCAUGAAGGACGUGAGACGAGGCCACAGGAGCUGAUGGAGGCCGACAGGAAAAUUCUCCUGAAGCUGGGGAGGCUGGCGUUUGAACAUCUGCAGACAGGAAACAUCAUGUUCUACCAAGAAGACCUGGAGCGCUGUGGUCUUGACGUCACAGAGGCCUCGGUGUACUCCGGAGUUUGUACUGAGAUCUUCAGAAGAGAGAGUGUGAUCCUCCAGAAAACCGUCUACUGCUUUGUUCAUCUGAGCGUUCAGGAGUUUCUGGCUGCAGUCUACAUGUUCCACUGUGUCACCAACAGAAACACAAAAGUAGUCAACGACUUCCUGGGAACAAAAUGGAACAACGCACAACAUGACUCUUUUCUGGAGUACAUCCUGGGAAGCACCAUGGAGAAAUCCCUUGAAAGUCAAAAUGGCCACCUGGAUCUGUUUGUUCGCUUCCUUCACGGCCUCUCUCUGGAGUCCAACCAGAGACUCUUAAGAGGCCUGAUGGGUCGGACAGAGAACCAUCCAACGAUCAUCCAGAGACUCUUAAGAGGCCUGAUGGGUCAGAGAGAGAACGAUCCAGAAAUCAUCCAGAGAGUCAUCGACAACCUGAAGGAGAUGAACAGUGAUGAAAUCUCUCCUGACAGAAGCAUCAACAUCUUCCACUGUCUGAUGGAGAUGAACGACCUCUCAGUACAUCAGGAGAUCCAAGAGUUCCUGAAGUCAGAGAACAGAUCAGAGAAGGAACUCUCUGAGAUCCACUGCUCUGCUCUGGCCUACAUGCUGCAGAUGUCAGAGGAGGUUCUGGAUGAGUUGGACCUGGAGGAGUACAACACAUCAGAGGAGGGACGACGUAGACUGAUCCCAGCUGUGAGGAACUGCAGAACGGCUCGAUUUAUUCGCUGUGAACUCUCAGAGACUCACUGUGAAGUCGUGGCCUCAGCUCUGAAGUCCGACCCCUCCCACCUGACAGAACUGGACCUGAGUGACAACUUCUCCCUGCAGGAUUCAGGAGUGAAGGUUCUGUCUGCUGGACUGGAGAGUCCACAUUGUCGACUGGAGACUCUGAGGUUGGAGAGGUGCAGGUUGUCAGAGAUCAGCUGUUCUUCUCUGGCCUCAGCUCUGAAGUCCAACCCCUCCCACCUGAGACAACUGGACCUGAGUGGAAACAAGCUGCAGGAUUCAGGAGUGAAGGAGCUGUGUGGUUUUCUGGAGAGUCCACACUGUCGACUGGAGACUCUGAGGUUGAUGAGCUGCAGGUUGUCAGAGAUCAGCUGUUCUUCUCUGGCCUCAGCUCUGAAGUCCAACCCCUCCCACCUGAGACUACUGGACCUGAGGGGAAACAGGCUGCAGGAUUCAGGAGUGAAGAAGCUGCGUGAUCUUGUCCAGAGAGUCGUGUGUUGAGUCUGGAUCCAGUGAGAUCGGACCGAUGAAGAAGAUGAAGAUGAUGAAGAGGAGAGCCCGACGUCCAGGCCGCCAUCUUCCCUGAGACUCCUCCCCUCCACCUGUGACCAGACGCUCUUCUGGUUUGCUGAUUGGAGGAGUUCUGGGAAGGCUCCGACAUUCGUCUUGAUGGUUUUGAACGUGUGGCCGUUCUGAAACCAGCAGAUUAUUACUGUUCACUUCUUUGUGUUGGGGCUCUAUCAUGUGGAAGGAUGGAGUAUUGCAGGUGUGUUCCCUGUUAUAAUGUAAAAGGUCUUGGAGGUUGAUGUCAGAGUGACUGGAUGUAAAGACGAGUUCAAGUACGUUGGGAUCAAAAUAAUGAAUUUCUUUACACUUGUUUUUGAUAUAUUCAUAUAAUAGUAAUUAAUGUUGGAGAGUUUCACUUCUUUGGGUCAUUUAAAUAAAACCACCUACGGAUGAAACAGGAACUGUUUCUUAUGAGUUGUGAACUGUGAACCACUGGUUUUAUCUUUUACCAACUAAGUCUCUCUUCACAACUGUUUUUUGUGUUAAAGCAUUUGAACAGCAACAAUGUGUUUUUUAUAGAUGGUUAAUGGACUGUAUUUAUAUAUCUCUUUUUUAGUCUUAUAGACCACUCACAAGUCACAUUCAUCCAAUCACAGUCAUACUGCUGUUUACUGCACUUUUUCUUUCACAUUCAUACACUGCCGGCAUUUGUGCUUGUGUUUAAUGUAGCUGCAUCUAGAGCUGCAACAGUUAAUCGAUUAGUAAUCGAUAACUAAAUUAAUCGCCAACUAAUUUGAUAAUCGGUUCAAGUAGUUUUUCUGAAAAAGAAAAAGUCAAACUUCUCUGAUUUCAGCUUCUUAAAUGUGAAUAUUUUCUGGUUUCUUUGCUCCUCUGUGACAGUAAACUUAAUAUAUCUUAUUAUAACAAUACCAAAACAAAACAUCAUCUCAGGGUGAAGUGGCGUAUAAUGACCAUACACAACAAAAGUACAGUACUGCUGUAAAUGUAUUUGUAGCACAGUUUCAAAUGAUACUACAGGGAACUAAUAAUUGGAAUUGGAUGAAAAUGCUGUAUCCUCGCUGGCACUCUGUGAUAUUCCAUAAGAAAGGUCUCAGAUUAGAUAAUCUGGGGCCAACUUUUGUCAUUAGACAAGAAAGUGGCCUGUUGGUUGAGGUCGGACGACAGCAUGCUGUACAGGAAGUGAUCAAGUGAGGGCAGUGUUUGUCUACAGUGCACGUACAGUAAGGUCCAUCACAGUGCAUUCAUGACUCCCAUCUAUUCAUGUAGCUGUCAUUCAGCUCUCAGCUUCAAUAAAGACAAAAACAAAUCAGA